Molecule: messenger RNA, 721 nt
Organism: Aspergillus caelatus
Lineage: Eukaryota; Fungi; Ascomycota; Eurotiomycetes; Eurotiales; Aspergillaceae
Exons: 1
Coding region: 202-492 (96 amino acids)
Source: RefSeq, a predicted model, not a curated record
CCUGACCCAGGAGACCAAGGCCUGGCCUGCAGUAGACACUCUGGACAAUGGCUCUCCUUGUUUAGCGGAGGAAAGCAUCUGACUGAAAGUACUCAUUAUAAGAGCGAAGUGGUGUUACAUGUACUGAAGCAUUAAGUCUCCCAUAACACAAACGACAUAAUCAUGGCCGAGUACUAUUACUCUUGAAAGAAGCGAACAUAAAUGGACAGAAACCACUUGAGUCUCCUUCGCAUAUGCGAACGAAAAUUGGACGAGGAAUGUGCCCAUGCCGACCGUGACUUGCGCAUUCUAGUGGGCCACACGAAUAUCCUCAAUGCAUUGUUAUCGGCGCCGAUCCCGAUCUCAAGCCUUGUGGACCAACAGGAAGAAUCUGUUGCGAUACAGCUCGGAGCUGAACUUAAGGCUCCACCCCAAAGCCUUCCCAUAAGUACGAUGGGUCUCAUCUCUGCCGAUCGGCUCGAUUACGAGGUGCUGCUACCAUCCUACGACUGACUGAAACGAUUUCGCUGCAACUCUAAGUAACGGAUCCGCGUAUGCCAAUAUGCAUGGAUCUUAUUGCUCGCGAUCAUAUCCUGUUUCGGUCUGGAAGAUUAUUGGCGCUAAUUAAUAUAUAACGCAAAAUUUAUAAGUGAUCCAGCACCACAUCCCUUGAGUGAGGACCGAUUUUUGGUCCCCUCGCAAGCUCGGCGGGCUGGCCGAUCUACUAUGGAGUGGAAGAUCC